This is a messenger RNA of Colletotrichum chrysophilum, 879 nucleotides long. RefSeq lists its product as uncharacterized. Gene Ontology annotation, molecular function: oxidoreductase activity. Lineage: Eukaryota; Fungi; Ascomycota; Sordariomycetes; Glomerellales; Glomerellaceae. The coding region runs from base 1 to 879 and encodes 292 amino acids. The record is from RefSeq and is a predicted model, not a curated record. The transcript has 4 exons.
AUGCCAAUCCAUGAUGUCCUCAUCAUUGGCGGCGGACCAGGCGGCCUUGCCGUCGCCACCGGCCUUGCACGUCAGCUUUACACGGCUGUAGUCUUCGACUCGGGCGUCUACCGCAAUGCCCGUACUUCACACAUGCAUAAUGUGCCUACGUGGGACCAUAGGAACCCCGCUGAUUUCCGAUCUAAGGCGCGCUCUGACCUCCUCGCUCGCUACGAGACCAUCACCUUUGAGGAGACUAACGUAGAGUCUCUUCGGCGCAAUAGUGAAGGUCGUUUUGAGGCGAAGGACGCCAGAGGUGCUACAUGGACUGGGAAGAAAAUCGUCCUAGCGUCUGGUAUGCGUGACGUCUACCCCGAAAUCCAAGGAUACGAUGACGUUUGGGGUCGGGGAGUGUACCAUUGCCUGUUUUGUGACGGAUUCGAGGACAGGAACUCGGCUUCAGCUGGCGUCCUGGCUGUGGAGGACGUCGCUAAAGCACCUGUUGCGCUCCAUCUGGCACGCAUGGCCAAGCGAUUGGCAAGAAAAGUCACCAUUUACACCAAUGGCGCCUCGGAACUCAAAGAUCAAAUUGUCACUUCGCUUGGCAAGGAUCCUAUCAUAGAGCUCGAUGACCGCCGAGUGAUCCGACUGGAAAAGGCCUUUGUUGUCCACAAGCCAAAGACCCAAGUAAACGGGCCGUUUGUAGAACAGCUCCAGCUGGAGUUGACCGAGGCGGGCGCCAUCAAGACUAGCCAACCGUUCUACGAGACGACAGUUCAGGGGGUCUUUGCCGUUGGUGACUGCGCAAGCACAAUGCCCGCCGUUGUCAACGCGCUGGCUAUGGGCGCUUUCGCGGCUGGCGGGCUCGUGGCUCAACUUGGGGCCGAACCUACUCCAUAG